AGACUGUUAGAACGCGGGCGGAUGCGUCUAAAAAAGUGGGCGCCGCACCUCUCUUCAUAAAAUAUUUUUGCUGCUUCCUCGUUUGUUGGCAAUCAGAGUAUUUGUUCUAUCAAGUUGGUUGAUGAGCUGUUGAUAAGCUGUUGAUGUCAUCGGUUAAUUGAUUCCUCAUUCAUUUGGACGCUGUGAGUGUCUAUCGCUCCAUGGUGCUACGAUGUCGACCCAUCAAAUGAGUACAGUGCAGCAGGAGCUCAAUGAGCUCCGUCAAAAGCACCUUGCCAAAAAUCAACGAGAUAAGUUGAAGAAUGCUGCAUCUCCAUUAACCACACCUGAGGAGGCCCAGGCCUUCUUAAGGUCCAUGAGGAGAGCUCAGAAAGAUGGCACAGGUAUCAGCCACAAACCGCCAUCGAAUCUUUCCGCCGAUGGAAUGGAUGCCUGGUAUAUUCAGCAAAAGCAGCGAGAGUUAGAACUACGAAAACGUCGGCAAGAAGCAGAAGCACUUCUUCGAGGCUAUCGAAUGAGCGCGAUGCCGCGAGGGGGCUCCAUAAAGGUUUUUGGAAGCCCCAUGAGCAACGUCAGCGAAGCGCUGGAUGAUCCAGAUUGUCAUUCGGUGUACAGCAGUACACCUCGCCGUCAUACCAUACACGCAGGUGACAUGCCUCAGCACUUGCUACCCCCUUCGAAACGAGGCCUUGCGAGCGAGUUUGACGGUGAAGCCAACGCUGACGCCUUCAGUACAAUGACGCCCAGCGGACAUAAUUCCUUUCCAUCAGGCUCCGUCGUGUCUGCCAAAGAGAAAAUAGAGGAAAAGAAAAUUGAACACGAACCAAUGCACUACAAAGGGCGUCACAGCUUGCCUGGACGGCACAUGAUGGAAUCACCCUCGCAGAUACAGGAAGCUUUGACACCCAACCAGGGAUUCUUGCCAGAAACUAUUUGGCGCGAUUUUAUCAGUAAUGAACCCGGGUCAAAAUUUCAGCCAGAAAUCGGUCGCUACCACCUGUAUGCAUCUUAUGCAUGUCCUGGAUCCCACAGAGCACUCAUCGUACGCGCCCUGAAAGGACUUCAGGAUGUUGUUUCCGUUACAAUUGUACAUCCUACUUGGAGACACACCAAUUUGAUCGAUCCUAAUGACAAGCACCGCGGCUGGAUUUUUGGUGAUCCCCACGGCGAACCUUUCAGCAAUACUAUUGGACGAGGUGGACCCUUCCCACCUGCCUAUCCAGACAAUGAACCUGAUCCCAUCUUCAACGCCUACAGCAUCCGAAACAUCUAUGAGCAAGCCUGUGAUACUUCUGGCAAGUAUACUAUUCCGCUGAUAUGGGACAAGAAACUCAACACCAUUGUUAACAAUGAAUCGUCCGAUAUUGCAUACAUGCUAAAUUCAUGCUUCAAUGAGUUUGCAAGGAACCCUGACCUUGACCUUUACACAGAGGACGAUGAGGAAGGCAUGGAAAAGCUCAACGAAGUGAGUGAAUGGCUAUAUCCGUUGAUGAUACAUGGAGUAUAUCGAUGUGGAUUCGCCAAGUCACAAAGCGCUUAUGAUCAAGCCAUCGCCGAGCUCACAGAGGCCUUUGACAAGGCAGAUAUUAUUCUUCAAAGGCAACGAUACUUGACUGGAGAUGCUCUGACAGAUGCUGACAUUCGUUUGUUUGUCACAUUACUUCGAUACGAUGAAGUUUAUGCUUUCUACUUCAAAGCCAAUACCCGUUUGGUCAUGUUGACGCCAUCUCUGCUAAACUUCUGCCGAGAGAUCUAUCAAUUGGAGGGUGUUGCUCCCACCUGCAAUAUGGAGCACAUCAAGGCACACUUUUUCGGUUCCCAUGCUGAAUGGAACAAAUAUUCCGUCAUUCCACGAGGCCUGGGCUUCAUCGAGCUUUUGGACAUGCCCCAUGACAGGGAGCAAUUCCAAGAUGACGACGAUUUGCCGUUGGAUUUCGAGCCAUAUGAAGAAGAAGAACACCUGAUGCAUGGCCAUUAUGACGCGCAGCACUAACUGAACCUUUAUGUUCCAUGCACAUAGUGAUAAGUAUUAUAGGCAAAGAGGCAACUUAUGCAAGUUUGAUUGACAUGCAGCGUAAAGUAACUAUAGGCUCACAGCGGUGCGACGGCAAUUAUAGCAUGUGUGGCACUCUUUUCCACCGUAACAUGGGUGCAGGAUCUUGAUUUGUUACUAGACUAGUACUAGUAGCUCUUUAUGCACUCGCUCUCGUGCUCACCUUAUCCUGCCGCCAAGGGUGGAUGUGGGCGUGGGUGGGCGAUUUUCAUGUACCGUACGGGCUGUGGCAAGUCAGAAUCUUGUACGUUGUUUCUUCGUACACAUCUAUCAUGAACCAGACCAGAAAUCAAGCGCUUGCUUGUGUUCAUCCCCUUCAUCCAAGUGGAAUGUUUCUCCUACUGGAUGGUCUCUGGCAAGCUCAGGGUUCUGCCCCCAAGAUCGGCCCCUCUUGGGCCAGCACUACAUGUAAUCCCACCAACCCUUGAGUCUAUUAAUAGUAGUGGGCGGCCUCCGCAGCUCUCUUGAGCUUCUACCGUGGGACAAGCUAGCCCUUGAUUGGCUUUCCCACCACCCGCUACCGGUAUUCAGCCCUAUUCUGUCCAGUCUUUUUAAUGAGUACAGUCGUACUAGUAUUGCAUAAAGUCGGAGAGUCAAGAAACAGAAUUCGAUGGUACGAUAGGGCGAAGCACUCUCCACCGCAAGAACUCGGCCGCCCCGUUGUGGCCUUAUUUGAUGAGCAUAGGUGCCACGAAAUCCCUACCGGGAGUACCGG
Seminavis robusta is the source of this 2768-nucleotide messenger RNA. Lineage: Eukaryota; Bacillariophyta; Bacillariophyceae; Naviculales; Naviculaceae. The record is from the annotation of a GenBank genome assembly.